Messenger RNA from Fusarium redolens, 894 nucleotides. RefSeq names its product glycoside hydrolase superfamily. Gene Ontology annotation, cellular component: membrane. Gene Ontology annotation, biological process: carbohydrate metabolic process; glycosaminoglycan metabolic process. The transcript is spliced from 2 exons. Lineage: Eukaryota; Fungi; Ascomycota; Sordariomycetes; Hypocreales; Nectriaceae. The record is from RefSeq and is a predicted model, not a curated record. The coding region runs from base 1 to 894 and encodes 297 amino acids. Gene Ontology annotation, molecular function: beta-N-acetylhexosaminidase activity.
AUGGCUUCCAAUCUCUAUCCCCACAGAGGCUUCAUGCUGGAUACAGGCCGCAAGUUCUUCCCAGUCAAAGCCAUUCUCCAUCUGUUAACUUUACUUCACCAAUACAACUUCAAUGUCUUUCAUUGGCAUAUAUACGACGCAGAAAGCUUCCCUCUGCUUUGGCCAGCAGAUGGGGGCUUAACGAAUGCAAGUAUCAAGUACAGUCAAACUCACACAUACUAUACACCCAGCGAUAUUCAGCACGUGGUAUCUUAUGCCGAGAACCUGGGUAUUCUUGUGUAUCCCGAGACAGACAUGCCGGGCCAUAGUGAUAUCUGGGGAAUUUGGAAAAAGGAUUUAGUAGUAGGUAAGCCAAGCUUGAAACAGCCCGACGCCCAACUCGAUAUCAGACAGAAUCGGCAGCAAGUAUAUGAUUAUAUACGCAGCUUGGUAUCCACAGUCGAUGGGUAUUUUGGAUCAUCUUACCAUCACUUUGGUGGCGAUGAAGUAGCAUACAUCUGGAAGACCAAGGAUGACAACAAACUAUUCCAGACGUUCCUCAACUGGCUCAAGACUCUCAGCCCAAACAAAUCGGUCAUCUUGUGGGAUGAUCCUCUCACCGACACGGAAAAGAGUAUCACCUUAUCAAAGGACUGGAUCAUACAAACCUGGCACAAGGGCGCCACCCAAAAGAUACUCAAAAAAGGUCACCGGGUUAUUGUUUCCGAGGCCGACACGUUCUACCUCGGAAACGCAGACUCCGAUAAGAUAUCUUCAUUUGUAUUCCCAAAGAGUUCCAAGGUCCUGGGGUUCGAAGUUGUAUGGUUUACUUCGGCGGGGGAUGAUCCGAAUGAUUUGGAUCAAAGUUGGAUUAUAGAGCCUUUGAAAGCUGCAUCUCGGAUUCGGAGAAAGUAA